Molecule: messenger RNA, 1020 nt
Organism: Mesorhabditis belari
Lineage: Eukaryota; Metazoa; Nematoda; Chromadorea; Rhabditida; Rhabditidae
Source: the annotation of a GenBank genome assembly
AUGGCCACAAUGAUCGAAGAGAACAAGGAAAACGCGACUGAUGCAAAAAUCUCUGAGUUGGAGCGUCUUUCCACCGAGAAUCUGCGAUUGAAAGAACAGCUUGCCCAGCUCAAACAAGCUACAUGCGUGGAGACUGGAAACAUUUAUCAUGAAUCGAAUCCAGAAGAAAGUCAGUACCUCGACCAAAUUCGAAAGAUUCUCCAGAAGAACGCGGCGAGAACUGAUAGAACCGGCACAGGCACAAUCAGCAUUUUUGGACUUCAGAGCCGAUACUCGCUUCGUAAUGGAUCGAUUCCAUUAUUGACGACAAAGCGGGUCUUUUGGAGGGGAAUCGUCGAAGAGCUUUUAUGGUUUAUCACUGGUUCUACGGACGCAAAACUUCUACAGGCCAAAAAAGUCAAUUUUUGGGAUGACAACGGCAGUCGUGCCUUCUUGGAUAAAUUGGGAUUUGUGGAUCGUGAAGAGGGUGACCUUGGACCAGUUUAUGGAUUUCAGUGGCGACAUUUUGGGGCAAAAUAUGUCGAUUGUCACGCCGACUAUACAGGGCAGGGUGUUGAUCAACUUUCUGAGGUAAUUCGCCAAAUCAAGGAAACUCCGGAUAGUCGACGAAUCAUUAUGUGCGCCUGGAAUCCAGCGGAUUUACAUCUGAUGGCUUUGCCACCAUGUCAUACUUUGUGCCAAUUCUACGUGCAAAACGGGGAAUUGAGUUGUCAACUGUAUCAGCGCAGCGGUGAUAUGGGGCUCGGAGUGCCGUUCAACAUUGCAAGUUAUGGUCUUUUGACCCACAUGAUUGCUCACGUUUGCGGUUUAAAGCCUGGUGAUUUUGUGCACACUCUUGGCGACGCUCAUGUAUACGCAAAUCAUGUGGAUGCUCUUGAAGAACAGCUAAAACGUGUCCCGUCCGCCUUUCCAACUGUCGAAUUCGUCGAUGGCAUCAAAACAAUUGAAGACUUUUCAAUGGACAAGAUCGUCCUUCGUAACUACAAUCCACAGGCAACGAUCACCAUGAAAAUGGCAGUU